Messenger RNA from Hyalella azteca, 1611 nucleotides. RefSeq lists its product as uncharacterized. Lineage: Eukaryota; Metazoa; Arthropoda; Malacostraca; Amphipoda; Hyalellidae. The record is from RefSeq and is a predicted model, not a curated record. The transcript has 6 exons. Bases 1 to 717 code for a protein of 238 amino acids.
AUGGCGCCAGCGAGACCUGGAGGCCGUGUGCUGCUGCUGCUCUGGGCAGCGGCACGGCUCUGCUGGGGCCGUACGGACACUUGGUACAACGACUACGGAUCAGACAUUCGCCAGACUGUGGGCAUCGCCAGCAGCACCAGCCAAAUUUCGAUGUUUCGUUGCGUUCAACACUGCGCAAUUUUUGCAAAGUGCUACGCCGUCAACUACAACCGCCAAACUCAGGAGUGCGAGACGCUGCAAUUGACCCGCGGCAGAAACCCUGUACCCAGCCCCACUCCAGCGUCAGGGUGGAAACACUUGGCAGCCAUGUCGUACCUGGACGACCCUUGCUCAUACGACCCGUGCGAGCCCGCCUCCGUGUGCCUCACGUAUUCCCGCCGACCUGGAGAUCCUGUGAGGACCCGACGUCGCCUCUACACCUGCUCCAGUCACUGGUACCUCAUCAACAAACGGGCCCAAGGCCACACCAACUGCUCCUUCUCACAACUGAUCAACGUGGACUUCGGGUCUUACGACGUGGUCGGUUGGGACCCCAAGACGAUGUAUUACGCCGACAUGAUGAACCACUGCAACGGCGCCUACUACACCUGCCUCGGGCUCAUCAGUAAAGCUGUUGAUUCUCAGCAGUGGUUCAAAACUGAGACGCAUCUCACUCAGACCUGGAAGACUCCGACUUUUGAGAAGGGCACGGUCUUCUUCGUUGGUGAUUGUAACUGACUGACUCAUUUAACAGACAAACGUGAACUGAAUAAAUUCUUAGAUUAAUUCACCAUAAAAUAAAUUCAUAGUGAUUUGUAUCCAUACUCAAAAUCAUGGUUUGAAUGGGUUCGAAGACAGAUACUGUAUCUCGACAGAAAAUUUUGAUGUCUAAUAUACGUAUAUACCAUAGACGGUAAGAGAUGUAGAGUGCGAGUAGAAAAUAAAGAAAUCUGUAGAGAAAUCUGUAAUCACAAGUUAGUUUUUUGUCGCUAAACAUCACUAAAAGCUGUAUUUUCAAUCAAUCUAAAGAGGUUAAUUUGAAGGCUGUUAAUUUGAAGGCUAAGGUAGUUCCGGCGACGAAUUUUAGAUAUUGGCACUUCGCCAACCGUGGGUUGGGAACUGUUGUUCGGACUGAGGUUAUUGUGAUUCCUGACAUUGGUCAGAAGUCUGCUGACAUGACACUUGAAAGCUGGAGGCGCUGAAGACUGUGAAAUGCAGACAAGCGGCGAACAAUAGAUCCAUCAGAUGCGGCCGAGAAUCGGGUAAUUAAGGGAUUUUGAGAGCAGAUGGAUAAAUAUAAUACCUCUAUAUAUCACUUUUUCCGAUUAUAACCCCAACCAUUCAUAUUAUAUCAACUUUAGGCACUUGAUCUGUAGCGUUCACAUAAGAUAUACUCGUUGUUUGCGUUCAAAUAUUCAGCGAUUACGCCUUCUAUAUCAUAUUAAACCUGUCGAUCGCAUCAUGCAGGAUUCAGGGUUGAAAGCUUAUACCUCGAAAAAUAUCUAACGCAGAGAUUGUGGAAGGAUUGAAGAAGGUGAAUCAAUCAUUUAUUCGAUAUAAAUAAUCACUUCGCACUCAACAUCAACUCAAUAGAAUAGAAUAGAAGUGUCGGCGUUGAAGAAAUAGGCCCAU